AGAUUCUGGUGGCCUUAAUGUCGGAAACAAACAUAAUAAGCUUGAAGCUUCUUGUGGACAAGAAUUCUAAGAAGGUGGUCUUUGCAGAGGCUAGUAAGGACUUUGUGGACUUCCUAUUUGGACUGCUAGAGUUGCCCCUUGGUUCCAUUCUGAGCCUUCUGAUCCAGCAUGGUGUGGCUGGGUCAUCUUCCUUGGGUAGAGUCUAUGAGAGUGCCAAAAACCUCAACCCCAGCUAUUUACAACCAGACCAAACCAAGAACUUCCUCCAGAGACUCUCUUCAAGUACUCUGCAAACCUAUCUACUGGACAAAUUUGCAUAUAAUAGAGAGUCUAGCAGCCCCUCGUCCUCAAGCUGCCCCUCGUUCUCGAGCAGCCCCUCAUUCUCUAGCAGCCCCUCAGUCUUCGGGAGCAGCCACUCGAGCAAAAAGAAAGAGGUGGAUGGAUACGUUAAAGCAGCAGUGGUAUACAUGGUGAUGGAUGAUCUUACAGUGAAACCUAUGUCCACUAUCUCUAGCAUUACUCUUUUCAACACCAUUGGGGUAAAAGAUAUGAGUAGUGUCCAAGAGAAGAUUGUAGAGAUCAACAUGAAAAAGGCUUUGGAGAUGGUGAAGACCUCCUUUGAGUCUACUACAGUCCUCUCCGACAUGUUUAUUGGGAAGGAGCCACCGGUAGACUGUAAUUCAGAAAGCAAAAGGUGCCAUUAAAAUUACCCUUGCAUCCAUUCGACUAAAAACAAUCUUUUGUUUUGAUAUAGGGUGGGUUUUUGUAAGGAAAAUGCUCUGUUCCCUUGCCUGACUAUUUUGCAGGGAGAAUUGUGAUUUUGCAACUAGUCUGGUGUCGACAUUAAUGAGACAGUGAGGGAUGUUUGGCUCAGGCUUGUAAGGAUCAUGGUUGAUUAGGCCACUGGUGCUUUUUCUAUUAGUGAUUUCUUUCUAUGAUUGUAAGAUAAAUUAUACCAAUUCUGGCUAGUAUGGACUGCUUUG
Molecule: messenger RNA, 983 nt
Organism: Ilex paraguariensis (yerba mate)
Lineage: Eukaryota; Viridiplantae; Streptophyta; Magnoliopsida; Aquifoliales; Aquifoliaceae
Source: the annotation of a GenBank genome assembly